GGGAGCUCCUCCUUCCGCCCUCGUCGACGGCGAGCGACACGCCGAGACACCCACAGAGCGCCGCCCGCGCCGCCGCGAGGAGAGGAGACGGAGAGGUGAGGAGGAGGAGAGGAGAGAUGGUGGCGAUGGGCGCGGACGAGGAGGAGGAGCGGCGGAUGCACCAGGGCUGCAUGGCCGGGUUCUUCCACCUGUUCGACCGCCCGCAGAUACUCUCCGGCAAGCGCCUCCAUCACCAGCCUCGCCGCCUCCUGUCAUCCUCCAGCGGGUCGGCGACGCCGUCGGAGAGGUCGAUGCAGCUGGACCGGUCGCCGGAGCGGGCGACGCCGCUGCCGUCGCCCGACAUGACGCCACCGGCUGCGCCGAGGCCGUCGCUGCAGCUGCCGCCGCUGGAGACGAAGGACGGGGGUGGCGCGCCCGCGGUGUGGCGGCUGCCGCGGCUGUCGCUGGACAGCCGCGCGGUGGUGGACGCCAGGGGGAAGCUGCGGCCGCGCGACAUCCGGACGUCGCCCGCCGCGCCGCCGUCCCCGGGGGCCGGCGGCGGGGACGAGCGACGCUCGCCCAGCGUCGUCGCGCGGCUCAUGGGCCUCGACGCGCUGCCGCGUGGCGCUCCGGACGAGCGGGACGCGGCGCCGUGUGGGGGUGAGCUCCGGCGGUCGGCGUCCGAGCGCGUGCCGCGUGACCCGGCCUGCUUCAGGUUCGUUGACCCGAGCUUCUUCGAGAGGCCCUCGCCGCCGGUGACGCCGCAGCAGCAGAGGCCGUCUUCGCCGGCGGUCGAGGCGGCGCUGCGGCGCGCGCCGGAUCCCGCGUGCCCGCGCGGUGGGAUUCAGAGGCGUAGCCGCUUCGACGCGCACGACGUGUUCCCGGAGCCCGCGAAGCGCGUCGUCGACUCGGCCGCGGCGGGGCACGGCGAGAUCGCGCUCUACGGCGAGAUCGAGCGGCGCCUCCGCAAGCGCGGGAUCGCCGAGCCGGCCAGGGAUCUGGAGACGCUCAAGCAAAUCUUGGAGGCGCUCCAGCUCAAGGGCCUCCUCCGCCACACCCCGCCGCCGCCGGUCUCGUCGCUACGCACCCAGCCGCCGCCGCCUCCUAUCGUCGUCAUGCGGCCCUCGUCGCGGCCGCCACAGCCGCCGGCGUCGCGGACGUCGCCCACCCGCCGAGUCCGCGUCGACGCCGACAAUGCCCGGCGCCCGCGCUCACCGGACCGCGCCGCGUCGCCCGCACGGAGCCCGGCUUCCCCCGCUCGACGCGGCCCUCAGUCCCCGCAGCGACGCGUCUCGCCGGCGCAGUCGCCGAGGUACCAGCCGCCGCUCAGGAAGCCGAGCACCGGCGACCGCUCCCGCAUUGCCCGCCGCGGAGGUCACGGCAGCGCGGCGCUGUCUCCCGACGACGACGCGUCCACCACCUUCUCCGACGGCACCAGCAGCGGCUCACUCAGCGCCUCCUCCCGCUGGGACUUCGAGCAGCGCGCGCGCCCCGACGAGCUCCGCACCGACCGCGGCCUUCUCGAGCGCUGCGGCAAGCUGCUGAGCAGCAUCCAGGCGUUCACCGCCGGCGACGACCAGCAGCCGAGCCCGGUGUCCGUGCUCGACGCGGCGGCGUUCCUCGCCGACGAGGACUCGCCGUCGUCGUCGGGGUCGAAGCGCGCCAUCUUCUUCGGCGCCGCCGCCCCGGCCCCGCACGCCGCGACGGCGUCCGCGUCCGACCAAGACGACGACGACGACCAGUGGGACACGUGGACGGUGGGCCCGGACGUCGACCCGGACUACGCCUACGUGGCGGAGGUCGUCAAGGUGUUCGACCGGACGACGCGGGACCCAUCCGCCGUGUACGCCGCGGCGGCGAAGACCACCACCGGCGGCGACGACGACACGUGCCCCCAUCACCGGAUGCUCCUCUGCGCCGCGGCGGUGGAGGCGCUCGACCGCCGGCGAGCCGCCUGCGCGUGGGACCCGGUGUCGUGGCUCCGCGGCGGCGAGCUGGUGGACCACGUCUGGGCCGAGGUGAGGCGCGCGCGCGAGCCCGUGGCGGCGCCGGACGCCGACCUCGACCUGAACGAGCUGAUCCGCGGCGGCGUCGUCCGCGACCUCGCCGCCGACCACCACCGGUGGCCGCCGUCGUCGUCGCAGCUGCUGCCCGGCGCGGAGGUGGCCGACGCCGUGCUGCAGAUCGAGCGGCUGGUGUUCAAGGACCUCGUCGCCGACACCAUCCGCGAGCUCGCCGACGUCGGCCUCCGCCUGCCACGUCGGAAACUGGUCUUCUAAAAAAAAAGAGAAAAAACUCAACGUAGGAGCCAAAAUUAAUCGAAUAAUCUCGCAUCAUAUUAAUCUCUCUUUCUAGUUUGUACUGCUUGGUUUGUCCAGUGUCAUGUAAAAUUACUGCGACUUACUGCCACUAUUUAGUUACUAUUAUUACUGUUAAUUAAGUGUAAUCUUAUUAAACUGGAUGAUGAUUUUGAGAUUA
This is a messenger RNA of Oryza sativa Japonica Group (Japanese rice), 2457 nucleotides long. RefSeq lists its product as uncharacterized. The record is from RefSeq and is a predicted model, not a curated record. NCBI's taxonomy places the organism in Eukaryota, Viridiplantae, Streptophyta, Magnoliopsida, Poales, Poaceae. Gene Ontology annotation, biological process: regulation of monopolar cell growth.